Messenger RNA from Anoplopoma fimbria (sablefish), 1362 nucleotides. RefSeq names its product acetylcholinesterase collagenic tail peptide-like. Bases 1 to 1362 code for a protein of 453 amino acids. The record is from RefSeq and is a predicted model, not a curated record. The transcript has 17 exons. NCBI's taxonomy places the organism in Eukaryota, Metazoa, Chordata, Actinopteri, Perciformes, Anoplopomatidae.
AUGGAUCCGGUCAAACUUGCAACGUGUUUCUACAUUCUUCUGUGUGCUGCAUGGGCCCGUCACUCUUACAUGGACAGCAUCCUCUCAGCCCGCUCAGCUCUCAGGUUUCUGGAUGAGCCGUUGACAUUUGACCCCUGCUGUCUCAUGUCACCGCCUCCGCCACCGCUCUUCCCUCCGCCACCUCAGCUGUGGAAGCGGGGCAGCCCAGAUGGCAUUAGCGUUUUGGAGGUACAGGAAAAACAAAAAGCUGUGAUACCUGGGUGUUCACCUGGACCUCCAGGACUUCCAGGACCCCAGGGACCAGAGGGUCAGGGUGGAUUACCCGGCAUAAGAGGACCAAAAGGGGAGAAGGGAGAAAUUGGACGUCCGGGGUCAAAGGGUCGUACAGGGGCUCCAGGCCUCCCAGGGAAACUAGGACUACCAGGGUGGCCUGGUCCAGAGGGACCCGAGGGUGAGAAAGGGGAUCCAGGUCUCAUGGGAUUACCAGGACUGAGGGGACCACCAGGGAUAAAGGGUUUGCCUGGUUACAAAGGAGAGACGGGGGUUUAUGGUGACCCUGGAUCAGCAGGACCAAAAGGCGAUAAGGGUUCCAUUGGUUUGCCUGGGAUGCUUGGACAGAAGGGUGAGCAGGGACCAAAGGGAGAGCCAGGACAAACAGGGAAGAGAGGACCUACUGGACGGCCCGGGAAGAGAGGCAAACAGGGCAUGAAGGGCCAUUCUGGAGCCCCUGGAGUCAUGGGCCCCCAAGGACCACCAGGUCCAAACGGCCAUCCAGGGCCACCCGGUCCACCUGCCUCAGGUCUCUAUCUAGUAGGGGAAAAGGGAGAGAAGGGUCCUGCAGGUCCACCAGGUCGCUGUGACUGUGAUUCCACCGUUGGAGCAAAUAAUGCUCCUUUUGGAAGCUACACUCAGCGAGGUGGCCUCAAUAAAGUCCCUGCAAUAUUUGUGGUAAACAGUGAGGAGGAGAUGGAACGUCUACGUCUAGACAACGCAAUAGCAUUCAGGAAGGAUCAGAGGGUGCUCUACUUCAAAGAUAAAGAUGGAUGGAGGCCCAUACAGCCCUUCCAGCCGUUCCAGUCCACGGAGAAAGUCCCCGACAGAGUUGGUGCGUGUGGGGACGGAAAGGUGCAGGCCCAGCACGGAGAGGAGUGUGAUGAUGGAAACCAGAUUGUCACCGAUGCUUGUCUCAACUGUAAGUGGGCCUACUGUGGAGACGGCUACCGACAUGACGGCAUUGAGGAGUGUGAUGGAAAGGACUUUGGCUAUCAGACCUGCAAGUCCUAUCUUCCUGGGUCCUUUGGGCAGCUCAGGUGCACCGACUCUUGCCUCAUUGAUUCCACCGGUUGCAAGUAUUUCACCUGA